GAUAUCACUUUCCAUGGAAAAGAACCACAAAUUGAUUUGUCAGGAAACAAUAAACUCACUAUAUAUACCAGCUUCACUGUCACUUACUCAAAACUCAGUUUAGUGACAUUCACCACUACCAACUUCUUCUUUUUCCUUCUUCUCAUCAUGGAUAUGAUGGGACAAAUUAGUACUUCUUUUUCCAAUGAUGAUUCUUCUACUCUUUUAGAUUCAAUCCAAGAUUUUCUUCUCAAAGAUGAUUUUGAAACCCUAGCAAAUGCCCCGCCAUAUAGUUUUCUUGAAGAUGAUUUUGAAACCCUAGCAAAUACCUCACCACACAGUUUACCUAGAGAUGAUUUUGAAACCCUAGCAAAUACCUCACCACUUAGUUUACUUGAAAAUGAUUUUGAAACCGUAAUAAAUAGUACCUCAUUGCCUAUGAUACUUGAAGAUGAUUUUGAAACCCUAAACAACACUUCACUGGAUACUUUACUUGGUUCACCUUCUUUUAAACUUGAUGAUUUGCAGGAAACUACUAUAUUGCCACCUACAGAAUGUCGUGUUCGAGAAGCAGUCACCACUAGGAAGAAAUUUAAAGGUGUGAGGAGGAGGCCGUGGGGCACAUAUGCGGCGGAGAUUAGAGAUCCGAAGAGACAUGGAGCUCGAAUUUGGCUUGGUACUUACGAGAAACCAGAAGAUGCAGCAUUUGCUUAUGAUAGAGCCGCUUAUAAAAUGCGAGGUACCAAAGCCAGGCUCAACUUUCCUCAUUUAAUUGGCUCAACUGAGUAUGAGCCGAUUAGAGUGACUAACAAGCGUAGCUUGCCGGGACAGUCCUCUUUAUCGCCGAGUUCCUCGUCUUCGACGUCGGAUAAGCUCCAGCAAGAUGAUGAUUCUCCAAAGUCCACAAAAAAAAUAAAAUCAAUUAAUUUAAUAGCUAAUGCGGUAGCAAAGAAUGUUUACCAGUUUAGCCAAGUCAUCAAUUGCCAAUUUAGCCAAGUCGACUCAAACCAAAGUGUAUAUGGAGAUCCUUUAUUAAAUUAAAGGGAUAAAGAGAAUUGGCUGGGAAUUUCUACAAAUGUGAUUGUUGUUGACGUUGCAUGGAUGGUUUAGUUUUGGAGUUAGGUUAUUUUGAGAUAUAUAAAAGCUCUAAUACGCAGAAUUCUGAUGAUCACACUCAGUUUAGCUGAUAAAGGACGUCCUAUAUAUCAUGAUUAUAAUCUAGAUGAUGAAACCCAAAGCAUUUAUAUUCUGAUUCAUCUUCAUCUUCAUUGCUAGGGUUAGGGUUAUGGUUAUGGUUUUUUUUGGUAAAGAAGACAUGGUCUUGUCAGGUAUAUGUUUCUUGCCUUUGUACUCCACCAAUUUAGG
Mercurialis annua (annual mercury) is the source of this 1344-nucleotide messenger RNA. RefSeq names its product ethylene-responsive transcription factor 2-like. The transcript has 2 exons. Gene Ontology annotation, biological process: regulation of DNA-templated transcription; ethylene-activated signaling pathway. Bases 148 to 1020 code for a protein of 290 amino acids. Gene Ontology annotation, molecular function: DNA-binding transcription factor activity; DNA binding. The record is from RefSeq and is a predicted model, not a curated record. Lineage: Eukaryota; Viridiplantae; Streptophyta; Magnoliopsida; Malpighiales; Euphorbiaceae.